Messenger RNA from Alternaria triticimaculans, 2145 nucleotides. RefSeq lists its product as uncharacterized. NCBI's taxonomy places the organism in Eukaryota, Fungi, Ascomycota, Dothideomycetes, Pleosporales, Pleosporaceae. The record is from RefSeq and is a predicted model, not a curated record. The transcript is spliced from 2 exons. The coding region runs from base 1 to 2145 and encodes 714 amino acids.
AUGGCCUCGCGAUUCAACCCUGGCAAGCUGUUCAUCCGAACGCGCUUCAACUACGAAAAGGUGCCCGGCCAGGACAGCCAGGCCUCGUCACCGCUGCCGCUCUUCAGCAGCAAGUCAUGGGGCAACAAGUACCGCCAGCCCGCUUGGGCCAACCGCCUGCAGCGCCCACGACUCUCGUUCGCGCGUCUCAUCACUCUCGCGGUGACGAUAGUGCUGCUGGCCUCGAUGCUCGGCACGGGUAUCUACAGGAGACACAGGUGGAACGCACAGCAACGGACAGGCGAUGAGCGGAAACAGUACCACUGGGAACACUACCCUCGGUUAAAUGGCUUCUUCAAUGGCGUUCGCACGCUUGUUCCCUACGGCGACUGGGUGUCAGAGCAGGACUUUGUCAAGUACUCGCAAAGCCCCAACCCGGAAGACAACAUCAAGCCCAAGUGGCCGCACAUGUCCAAGGAGGACAAGGAGCCGCCGCUGGAGCUACAGCCAUUCGACCCAUACAAGUUUGACUCGCCCGAGUACCUCAAGGAGCACGAUGAAGUCAAGACCUGCUACCUCGACGAGGAAGAGAAGAUUGACCUCCCCGACAUCUACGCCUACCCCGGCAUCCCUCAAAACAUGACUGCGCCCUUCUUCGGUUCAUAUGAGGAGAUUGGCUUUGACGACAAGAAGUGUUUCGAGCGCUUCGGUCGUCUCGGCCCCUACGGCUACUCGUACUCUCGCGACGAGGGCGGCCUUGACAUGGACGGCAAGUCUGAGAAGGGCGGUGCCGACAAGCUCUGGAGCUACGAGAAGAAGGUCGACUACCGCAAGGUGAACUGGGCGUCCGCCAUGAAGCGAUGCCGUGAGAAGAACGCCCACCGCUUCAAGAAGAACACCACCGCCGAAGAGACUGCACCCGCCAAGAAGAAGGUGCCACGCCACGCUUACGUUCUCCGUACCUGGACCGGCUACAAGUACAGUGACUACCAGAUCCUCACUCUGCGCGCCAUGAUCAACGAGCUCGCGCUGAAGUCCGGAGGCGAGUACGAUGUGCACUUCCUCCUCCACGUCAAGGACGAUAGCCUCCCUAUCUGGUCCUCGGAAGAGAUCUACCAAAAGGUCAUCGAAGACAACCUACCCAAAGAGUUCUGGGGCAUGGCGACCCUCUGGUCUGAGCAGCAAAUGCGCAUGUACUACCCAGAGCCAUUCCCCAACAACGUCUACAACCACGCCAAGGCCCCCGUCCACUCUGUCUACCGCAGCGCCCACUUCGCAAUGCAAUGGUUCGCGCAAGCUCGCCCAGAGUACGAUUUCUACUGGAACUGGGAGAUGGAUCUCCGUCUCAGCGGCCACUACUACGAGUUCCACAACAAGAUUGGCGAGUGGGCCAAGAAGCAGCCUCGCAAAGGUUUGUGGGAGCGAUCAUCUCGCUACUACAUUCCUGAGCUUCACGGAUCCUGGAAGAACUUCACCGAGAUGGUUGAGGAGGAGCUCUACAACAGCGACGAGAAGCCUGUCUGGGGCCCACCCAAAUUCGAAAACACCGGCAUGCUUCCCAGCCCUCCCGAGACCGAGCCCCCACACUCGUACUCGCAAGACAACUAUGAGUGGGGUGUUGGCGAGGAUGCCGACAUCAUCACAUUCAACCCAAUCUUUGAUCCGGCCAAGACCAACUGGGUUUUCCGCGACGACGUCACAGGUUACGAUCUCGAGCUCCCGGAACCCCCGCGGAGAUGCGCUAUCAUUACUGUUUCGCGUCUGUCGAAACGCCUAUUGGAUCUUAUGCAUCGCGAGACAUACCUCAUGAAGCACCACAUGUUCCCUGAAAUGUGGCCUCCAACAGUCGCUUUCCACCACGGUCUCAAGGCCGUCUAUGCUGCACACCCCGUGUACUUUGAUCACAACUGGCCACUCGAAGCCCUCGAUGGCACCUUCAACAAGCCUCCUAAGCCGACCGACAGCGUUUUCGGCUGGGGUGAACAUAACCAGCUCGGCAACAGCUUUUACUACAAUGCUGGCUUCUCAUCCGAGUGGUGGCGAAGGUGGCUCGGCUCUCGCGAGAACGACAAGGGUGGCCCACAAGAAGAGGAAGCCGGCACCGGCCGGUUAUGCAUGCGCAAUACGCUCUUCCACCCCGUCAAAUACGAAAAAGGAUCUGAGUGA